CUCCCUCUUCCUGAGUGGACUUUCUACCAGCGUUGAGGAGAGUCUGCUGACAGAGGACUGAGUUUUGGACAGGGACCUUCGCUCCGCAACGCAUGCAGGUCACACAGAGGACCACAGCCCCAUUCAGACUUUGAACCAGUCACGAGUGGAAGUGAGCUCGGCUAUUUGUUCGAAGGGCUCGCACUUCUCAGAAGCAUCCCACCGGGUCUCUCUUCUCGUCUUUUCCACGGGUAUCCAGCAACAGGUUGAGCCGCGGCGGAAAGAAGCCGAACAUGCCGAGUAAAAGCGAGUACCUGCGGCCCCGGCUCUGUACGCUGGAGAAAGGCGACAACGGCUAUGGCUUCCACCUCCACGGCGAGAAAGGAAAGACGGGCCAGUUCAUUCGGCUGGUGGAGCCCGACAGUCCGGCUGAAGCCUCGGGGCUCCUCGCAGGGGACCGGUUGGUGUUCGUCAAUGGGGAAGACGUGGAGAACGAGAGCCACCAGCAGGUCGUGGGCCGGAUACGAGCCGCCUCGAGCCGGCUGCAGCUCAUCGUAGUGGACCCGGACACGGAGCAGCUCCUGAAGAAACACAACAUCAAGUGUCUGAAGGAGUACGUCGACGACGGGCUCCCGCUACCUUUCCAGGACGAGGUGGGAGCGCAGGAAGAGGAGCAGCAGGUCGAGAAGGAGGAGGAGGUCAGGGGGACAGAAAACGGGGACGAACGGCGCACCGAGGAGGUCCAGGCGGAGGAGGAGCGAGGUGGGAUGUCCGGGGAGAGCACACCGGUACCGGACAGUAACGGAGAGAUUCACAGGGGCGUCGAGAGGAAGCUGAGCAUCAGUUCAGACAAGGAGGUGAGCCCUGAGCUGCGACCACGUCUCUGUGUGAUCCAGCGAGAGGCAAACGGAUAUGGCUUCAACCUGCACAGUGAGCGGGCGCGGCCUGGCCAGUACAUCAGAGCUGUGGAUGAGGACUCCCCUGCAGAGAGGGCAGGCCUGCAGCCCAAAGACAGGAUAGUCCAGGUGAACGGCGUGUCGGUGGAAGGCAAAACACACUCCGAGGUGGUGGCGACCAUUAAAGCCGGCGGGGACGAGACCCACCUGCUGGUGGUGGACCCUGAAACUGACGCCUUCUUCAAGAGGUGUAGAGUGGCCCCCACUGCAGACCACCUGACCGGUCCGCUACCAGAGCCUGAUGUCAACGGAGGAACGGAGGAGAAGGUAAACGGCAGGGGGGCCGAGAGGGACUCCAAGCUGUCCGUCAGCCCUUCUCCAUCCAACACCUCAUCCAACGCCUCACUCACCACCCCGACCACAAGCACCCCUCCCGAGGGUGUGGUGCCGGAGGCCAUCCCGGCUCUGAACAUGAGCCUGCAGCAGGUCAAAGAGCUGGCCCACCAGAAACGCUCCAAUAAGAGAGCCCCGCCCAUGGACUGGACCAAGAAAAAUGAACUCUUCAGCAACCUAUAGGGCCUUCAGCUCACGUGACACACACAUUUUUACAGGAGUGAUUCCCACAACCAUCAGAAAAGACACUUUUUAAGAGAGUUGUAUUCUAUAUUCCACGUCAUUGUAAUGUACUACUAACAAUGAAGGACAACUGGACUGUGUUGAAUGUGAGUGUGUGUGUGUGUGUGUGUGUGUGCGUGUGUAUGUGUGUUCUUCAACACCCACUCACCUGACAAUCAGCUUAUGGAUCAUUUAGUUUUAGAAGAUAAUCAGUCGGAGCGGAUCAAACGUCUUAAAUUCAUUCAUUGUUAACAAUUUGUGUCGUAGAGCUAAUUGCCACAUUUUUGUGAUGUAUUUCCCCCCAAAAAAGCGAGUCCCUAAUAGGGUAAAUGUCAUUGCUGUCCUCCUAGAAUGGGUUUUUAACUGGUGAAAACACGCACUGAUAGCUUUAAACAGGAAUGAUUUGAAAAGGGGCUUCUCUUAUAAUGUAUGUAUAUAUCAUAUAUCGUGUAUAUUUUUACAUUUUUGAUCAAAUCAACUCCGGAGCGAUCGGCUCAAGCCUCUCAUCUUUUAGUCUGUGAACGACGUGACUCCAGCUCAACAAGGUGUUGGUGUUGGUGAACUUAGCAUUCCUUUCUCAAAAUGUUAUUGCCAGAUCACGUCUGUCUAAAAGGAUGUUUGCGCUUCUCUAUCUUGUCUGCUUUUUUUGUUCCAGUAUUGAGAUUAUUUUCCAAAUGAAUGAUGGAGGUGUUGUGGUGCAAGGCAGCCUGUGUAAGCAGCGAGCAAAGAUUCUCUAUUGUAAUAAAGCAUUAUU
This is a messenger RNA of Dunckerocampus dactyliophorus (ringed pipefish), 2244 nucleotides long. It is a transcript of the gene nherf1b, whose product is annotated as NHERF family PDZ scaffold protein 1b. Gene Ontology annotation, cellular component: apical plasma membrane. The transcript has 6 exons. Lineage: Eukaryota; Metazoa; Chordata; Actinopteri; Syngnathiformes; Syngnathidae. The record is from RefSeq and is a predicted model, not a curated record. The coding region runs from base 273 to 1451 and encodes 392 amino acids. Gene Ontology annotation, biological process: protein localization to plasma membrane. Gene Ontology annotation, molecular function: signaling receptor binding; protein-membrane adaptor activity.